AUGUCUCUACCGCACAUCGCUCUCGUUGGUGCCACAGGGACACUCGGCCGAUCCAUUUUCAAAGCUCUCGUAUCCGCGUCAUUCCCACUCACCAUCCUCACGCGGGCGGGGGGUCGUUCGAAGAUCCCACUCCCACCGGACUCCGACGCCACGGUCCAAGUAAAAGAGGUCGACUACGCGUCUCACCGGUCCCUCGUCGAGGCGCUCUCAGGUGCGGACGUCGUCGUGAGCGCGCUGGGCUCUCAGGACCUGUUCGCCGCGCAGAAGUCGCUGAUCGACGCAUCCGUCGAGGCCGGCGUCCAACGAUUCCUCCCGUCCGAGUACGGCAACGGCGCCAACGGCAAGGUUCGACGUUUCCCACUUCUCUGGGCCGACAAGGACAAGACGCAGAGAUACCUCGAGCGCCGAGCCUCCGCGCACCCGGAAUUCACGUACUCCAUCAUCAACACGGGGUCGUUCUUCGACUGGCAACUCGAACUGGGCCUCAUCGUGAACCUCAAGGAGCACACGGCGACCGUGUACGACGGAGGGGACGUGCCGAACUCCGUCACGACGCUCGACACGAUCGCCAAGGCGGUCGUGGCGGUGAUAACCCACCCGGAGGAGACGAGGAACCGGCACGUCUUUGUGCACGACGCGGCCGUCACGCAGAACCAGCUGAUGCGGAUCGCGACCAAGAUCGACGGCGAGGCCGGGUGGGACACGACCCCGAUGGCGACCGCCGACGUCGAGGAGCGCUCCCACAAGGCCGUCGAGGAAGGCGACUACACGACCGCGAUGCUGGGCUUCAUCGCCCGGGCCUGCUGGGGCCCAGGUUUCGGACAGGACUUUGGUGGAAAGCUGGACAACGACCUGCUCGGACUUCCCGUCAUGAAGGAGGAAGACGUCGAAGCUCUAAUGCGAGGCGUCAUGGCCAAAAUUCGAACUCCAUCAAGAGACUCUUAG
Exophiala spinifera is the source of this 945-nucleotide messenger RNA. RefSeq lists its product as uncharacterized. The record is from RefSeq and is a predicted model, not a curated record. Lineage: Eukaryota; Fungi; Ascomycota; Eurotiomycetes; Chaetothyriales; Herpotrichiellaceae. Gene Ontology annotation, molecular function: oxidoreductase activity. The coding region runs from base 1 to 945 and encodes 314 amino acids. The transcript has a single exon.